Molecule: messenger RNA, 4965 nt
Organism: Larimichthys crocea (large yellow croaker)
Lineage: Eukaryota; Metazoa; Chordata; Actinopteri; Sciaenidae
Gene: pald1a
Product: phosphatase domain containing paladin 1a
Exons: 20
Coding region: 390-3107 (905 amino acids)
Source: RefSeq, a predicted model, not a curated record
AUGACUUGUACACUUUUCGAUUAGUUGAGUUAUCAUUCCAGCGUGUUCCUUUUGUACUGCUCGCUGUACAGUACAAGAGUCAACUUUGUCGUCUUUGUGCGCAGCCUGUCCCUGUGAAAGGGAGCUGAACUUUGGCCAUCUGGCUGCCAGAUGUACCACAGUUUCCCCCGGUCCCCUCCGUAGAGACUUCAGUCUCUUGCAUGAAUCCACUCCCCAACAUCAUAUAGGAGACACGGAGACGAGCGCGAGGAGCACUCCUCCAACUCCUGAAGUUUUUGCUCGAUGCCAAGCAGCCGGGCACUUUGAGCUCCUACGAAAGGCGUGUUUCCAGGCUGACUGGGGGUGGGCAAGGGCAAUCCAAAAGAGGAAGAUAUUUCUUUUUGAAUGUGAUGCCAAGUUCUCACACUCCUUUUGGGACCAUGGCGGAAAACAAGCAGCAAAGAAAAGGAUCCCGAGGUUCAGAUCGCUCCUCAUCUCACACCUGCUUGUGGAGCAUGGGUACAACUGCCAGUGCCGCGCCACAGCCUGUUUCCGUAGCGUCGCCCCUUGAGAGUGUCCAUGGCAACGGGAUGGCCGACAGCAGGCAGUCUCUUAGCAUGAGCCCCUUUCAGACAGUCAACAUCCACAACAACAAGGCCAAGUCCAUUAUCACCAACAAAGUCGCACCUGUCGUCAUCACGUACAAUUGCAGACAGGAAUUUCAGAUUCACGAUGACAUCCUCAAGACCAACUACAAAGUCGGGCGGAUAUCGGACACUAUGCCCGAGCACUACCUGGUGCAGGGGGAGUACUUCAUGGUCCAGGAUGUGUACAGCAAGGCAGAUGUCCUCAAUACCACGGGCAGCUAUGGAGCGCCCAACUUCCGCCAAGUCAAGGGGUCCUACCCGCUGUAUGGGAUGGGCCAACCGAGCCUGAACGGCUUCAAACAGGUUCUCCAGAGGCUUCAGGCGCAAGGACACGAGGAGGUCAUAUUCUUCUGUGUAAGAGAGGAGCCGGUGGUUUUCCUGCACAAGGGCGUCGACUUUGUGCCAUACACCCCGAGGAGGAAGGAAAACCUACACGAGAACCUCCAUGGCCUCGAAAAGGAGGAACUGGUGGAGAGCCUGGAGCUAACCAUCAGAAAGGAGCUUCACGACUUUGCCAAGCUCAACGAAAACACCUUCUACGUCUACAACGACAUAGAGUACUUUAAAGACGAGCCGCAGAAGAUCUCCAUCACGUGUGAGGAGGACAUCCACGUGACCGAAGAAGUCUAUAAGAGGCCCGUGUUCACCAUGCCGGCCUACAGGUACUACAGAGUACCGCUACCGAUGGAGGGAGCACCGUUGGAAGAGGACUUUGACGCGUUUGUUAACAUACUCAGGGAGAGCACCAGCUUGUCUCUGGGCCACGAUGAGUCCCGGCGGCUGCCUGCUCUGCUCUUCAGCUGCCAGGUGGGCGUCGGCCGCACCAACCUAGCCAUGAUCCUGGGCACACUGGUCAUGAAUCGCCUGAGGGGUGAUUCACAACCGCAGCCACAAGUUGAGGAGGCAGCAGCUUCAGAGCCCAAACCACUAUUCCAGAUCAUCCAGUCUCUGAUUAACAAGCUGCCUAAUGGACAGCAGGUCAUGGAAGAGGUUGACCAGGCUAUCGCACUGUGUUCAGAAAUGCACAACAUAAAAGAAGCAAUAUAUGAGAACAAGAGUAAGCUGGAAGGAAUCGGAGAAGAUUAUCAAAUUCAGGGAAGCAGUACCAAAGACUACUUUCUCAACAGAACCAUGCAGAGCUUGGAGUGCUACUUCUACUUGAUUGUAUUUAAUGCAUACCUUCACGAACAGUAUCCUCUCGCCUUUGUGUCCAACUUCAGCCAGUGGAUGUGCUGCCACACGUGGUUGUACAGGUUACUGGCCUGCAUGGACCUAUCAGAGCUGUCAGCUCCGGCCGAGCUGGUCACCAGAGGAGCUCGCGUCCUGGUUGCUGAUGAGUGUCUGGCUCCCGACGUGCUCAGCACGAUGAAGGAGAUGAAGGCGGUCAACUUCAGAAGAGUGCCCAAAAUGCCUGUUUAUGGAAUGGCUCAGCCAACAUCAGAGGCUACCGGAGCAGUCUUGGCCCAUCUCACGGAUGAGAAGAGGAAACACAGCCAUGUGUUGUGGGUCAACUUGCAGGAGGAGCUCGUGUUGGAAGGAAACGGUCAGAUUUUUACAUUGAGGGAGCCAUCGUGCCUGGACCAGCACAUUUCUAUCCCAUCAUGUGACCCACAGCUAAUAGAGAAAUUGGAGACGUCCCUGAAGGAGGAGAUCCUGCGAGCUCAGAAGUGGCUUGAGGUGACACUGGAGCAGGAGAAACAGAUGAAGAUGUUUAAAAGCUGCCUGACGGUUCAGGAGAUCUUCAAUCAGCACAUAAGCUCCCACCAGGGCCUCGUCUACAAACGCAUCCCUCUGCCGGACUGCAGCGCACCCAGGGAGGAGGAGUUUGAUAAGCUGCUGGAGGCCAUGAAGAGCUGCUUGGCCGAGGACUCUCACUCAGCCUUCGUUUUCAACUGCUCUAACGGAAAAGGCAGGACCACGACGGCCAUGGUUGUCGCUGUUCUGACUCUCUGGCACUUUAAUGGUUCUCCAGAGUUCGCAGAGGAUGAGAUCGUGAGCGUCCCUGACGCCAAGUACACAAAAGGAGAGUUUGAGGUGGUGAUGCAGCUGGUGCGUCUGCUCCCCGAUGGCCACAAGAUGAAGAGGGAGGUGGACAUGGCCCUGGACUCUGUCAGCGAAACGAUGACCCCCAUGCACUACCACCUGAGAGAGAUCAUCAUCUCCACUUACAGACAGAUCAAAAGUGGUAAGACGGAGAAGGAGUGUCAGCAGCUGCUGCUUAGGAGCCUGCAGUACCUGGAGCGCUACAUUUACCUCAUCCUCUUCAACACAUACCUGCAUCUAGAGAAGAAAAACUCCUGGCAGCGCUCCUUCACUCUGUGGAUGGAACAGGUGGCUGCCAGAGCCGGAGUUUAUGACAUCCUCAACCAGCUGGGCUUCUCCGAGUUCGAAAACCCGAGGGACACGCCGCUGGCCAGGCUGCGCUGCCGCUGGCAACAGCAACACAUUCAGUCACUUCCUUUCCGAGGGGAGUUCAUCUGAGAGAGGAUCACUGUGAACACACCAAGACAGUACUGUGCUUUUCAGAAUAAAAGACAUUUUCAUUAACAUUGUUAUGCCUUCUAUUAUUACCCCUGUAUUAUGCAUAUCUUCAUUUCAUCUUCAGUUUGUGUUACUGCUUUUUUUUUUCUUUACUUAAAAACUCACUGGCGAUGUUAACAUUUUGUUGUUUCAAUGUUGAGUCUUAGCAAGAAUGUUGCUCCUACAUUAGAAGUUGAUAUUUGUGCCCUGUUUUGUUUUUUUUAAUCAAUGGUAGAAUUUCAGAUUUCAUUGUACUAAUGUUACUUUUUCCAAAUGAAGGCUUAAAGAAACUUUUUUGAGUUCUCACGUUCGAAGGUGAGACGACCUUUUACAACACCUGUUAGAACAAGACGAGAGUUAAAUGUUGUUAUGGAGAAGAGAAGCAAAUUCCUCUGUGUUGUUAGCCAACAAUUUUGGUUCUAUGUAACUGUUUGCUGUUGUGUGACCUGAUAUUUUUCUUGAGCCCUGUCCUUUUCUGCCCAGAACAGCUGUCAUCACAGUGCCUGUGCAUUCGUUUGACUUGAGGUUUUCAAAGAUUUCCCUGUGUACAUAUGAAAGCUGUCCUUAUUUAAAUUUUAAUGUGUCGAUGAGUUUUCUAAAGCUGAUCAGAGAGGAUGUUUUUUUUAGGGUCCAGUUUCUUUUGCUACAGUAUAACGGCAGUACCUGUUUCUUUUUACAUUUAUUCACGUGUCAUGACACAGGUACUAACAACACAGCAUGUCAGGAUUUUUUUUAUGCUAGUUUGAUUUUACCUUGAAGCUGUAAAUGUAAAUUUUUUUUGUAAACAUUGAAGCAAUGCUUAAAAAUUGCAAACAUUAUACUGUAACAUCAUCAUAUUUCAGAUUCUUCGCACUCUUCUUUGACGGCUCUGUUACAUCGUGGCUGCGAUGAUUUUUUUACUUUAACUUGCACGCUUCAGCAGUUACUCAUCAAAACCUGGUGCCUACGUUACCCACAAUGCAACCCAAGAACAUUUGAGUCGGAGAUCUGGUUGUGCCAGUAGUGACUAACGUAGCCUUGAUUUGCUAAGGUGAUUCACUUGAGGACAUUUAUCAGCAGCCACAAAAGGAUUUAUACAAGUUUUUUUUAUGCAUUUGUACAUCCACAAACAGAGUUUCCCUUUAAAUCAGCUCGGCUCUCAGACGUCACGACCCCUGCAAGUAUAUAGUUGCAUUUUCUUUGUGUGGUAACACGUCUUUUUUUUUCUUUUCUUCUCUAUUUCGGUUCACCUUUUUAAUUUGCUAAUAUGUGUUGAGUUGUAAAGUAACUUGUAGCUCAUAGUGUGCUUUAAAAAAACACGAAUCCUGCCUUAAAAUCAGAAAGAUAAGCCAGAAAAAGAGUCAAAAAUGCCUCUCAUUACUAUGUUAUCUUUUCUGUCUAAGUAUCUGUUCUGUAUAUAAUAGAUUCAGACUAAUUGAGCCAAAAGAUUGUGAUGAUUGAUAAUGAAAUUGUAUGUUUGAGAGAAUUACAAACCCAUCUUUGUGUGACUUGAUAACAGAAGAACGUAUAUGUGCAGGUUGUAAUAACACCCUAAUGUCUUAGCUAUGCUCUUAAUUUAAUUUUUUCUUUUUUUUUUAAACAGGCACACUUCAUAGAGGCAAUGCAUUACCCUUUAUUCACAGCAUGUGCCACCAUUUUUUUCUUUUUUGAGGGGCUAAAAUAAAUAAUUCGAGUAGAUUUAUCAGCUUGUUUCUGCCUUUCUGUGUUAUCAUUUUAUUGUUUAUCUAAGGAGAAAAAUGAAACCCGUGUGUCCAGGAUUUGGUUUUAAAAGUGUGGGAGGAUUUUCAAUAAAACAACGCCGUGCGACGGAGCCAAAUAA